AUGGCUGUUCCAAUAUUAACCAUUCCUGAAAGUGCUUUUGAUCCAAGCCAAUAUGUUUCAGCACGUCAAAAGAAUAACCUAAUCACAUUUUUGUUGAAACUAGUUAGAGGAUCUUCCGCCCUUUUGGUACUUAUGUACUUGGUUGGGCUUUUUGGUAUAAAACCGCUCAUGGAGGCAACAGCUCUUCAGAAAUUGGACUUUCUUGAAAAAUGCAGAGGAAGCUUACGAGACUUAUAUCUCAACAUAAUUGGUAAGGUCAACUACAUACCGAUAGUAACGGUCAACAAAAACAAUGGAUGCAGAAAACUAUACGCAGAUGCCAUUUGUCAAACAGACGAGCUUGUUCAACCUACUGAGUCCGAAGAAACUCAAUCAACGCUUGGCAUGAAUAAAGUUGCGUCAAAGCUACAAAGCUUGCUCGACUCUUUGAAUAACUGUACGACUUUACUGACAACUGACAUGCCCCAUUAUCGUGUGGUAGACUAUACGCUCAAAGAUUUCAGACAGAAAACCGACAUGCUGUAUUUUAAUCAACGGAACUUUUUCUCUGGGCCAACCACACAGAACGGGAAGAAGCAGGUGCAGAAGAAUAUGGCGCAAGAGGUGAAGACAGAUAUCCGGGGAAUUAAGGGUUUAUACAUGAGUGGAUUAGCAUAA
Messenger RNA from Clavispora lusitaniae ATCC 42720, 657 nucleotides. RefSeq names its product Pex17p (gene PEX17). The record is from RefSeq and is a predicted model, not a curated record. NCBI's taxonomy places the organism in Eukaryota, Fungi, Ascomycota, Pichiomycetes, Serinales, Metschnikowiaceae.